Sordaria macrospora k-hell is the source of this 1569-nucleotide messenger RNA. RefSeq lists its product as uncharacterized. Gene Ontology annotation, molecular function: carbohydrate:proton symporter activity. The record is from RefSeq and is a predicted model, not a curated record. Gene Ontology annotation, cellular component: membrane. Lineage: Eukaryota; Fungi; Ascomycota; Sordariomycetes; Sordariales; Sordariaceae. Gene Ontology annotation, biological process: carbohydrate transport; transmembrane transport.
AUGGGGCUCGGGCUUAAGCUACCGACAAUCUACAAUGUCCACCUCGUGGCUAUCAUUGCCACCUUGGGUGGUGCACUUUUCGGCUUCGAUAUCUCUUCCAUGUCCGCCAUCGUUGUAACCGAACAAUAUCUCACUUACUUCAACAACCCCUCCGGUGUCAUCCAAGGAGCUAUCGGCUCUGCCCUCGCUGCCGGCUCAGUCGUCGGUUCCGCCGUCGCCGGUCCUCUCUCCGACAAGAUCGGUCGCCGUGACUCCAUCUUCUUCGCCUGCUUCUUCUGGCUCAUCGGCACCGCCGUCCAGGUCGCCUGCCAGAACUAUGGCCAACUCAUCGCCGGCCGUGUCCUCAACGGCUUCACCGUCGGCAUCACCUCCUCCCAGGUCCCCGUCUACCUUGCCGAGAUCGCCAAGGCCGAGAAGCGUGGUUCCUUGGUCAUCAUCCAGCAGCUCGCCAUCGAGUUCGGUAUCUUGAUCAUGUACUUUAUCGGCUACGGCUGUGCGUCGAUCGAGGGCCCUGCUUCCUUCCGGACGGCCUGGGGUAUCCAGUUCGUCCCCUGCUUCUUCCUCAUGAUCGGUCUUCCCUUCUUGCCCAGGUCACCCAGAUGGCUGGCCAAAGUCGGCAGAGAUCAGGAGGCCAUUCAUGUUCUGGCUAACAUCCAGGCUGACGGCAACGUUGAUGAUCCCAGAGUCGUUGCCGAGUGGGAGGAGAUUGUCACUGUCAUGAACGCUGAGCGUGAGGCUGGCCAGGGAUGGAGGAAGUUCGUCAAGAACGGCAUGUGGAAGCGUACCAUGGCUGGUAUGACUGUGCAGGCUUGGCAGCAACUCGCCGGCGCCAACGUAAUCGUCUACUACCUCACUUACAUCGCCCAAAUGGCCGGUCUCACAGGCGACGUCGCCAUGGUGACUUCCGGCAUCCAGUACGCCGUCUUCAUCAUCUUCACCGGCGUAAUGUGGCUUUUCAUCGACAAGACGGGCCGCCGCACCCUUUUGGUCUACGGCGCUUUGGGCAUGGGUUUCUGCCACUUCGUCGUCGGCGGCGUCAUGGGUGCCCACCACGAUAACGUGCCCGAGGGCGUCGGCGGCAACGCCAACAUUGUCAUCGCCGUGCACAAGGGCGCGCCCGCCAACACUGUCAUCCUCUUUUCUUAUUUGUUGAUUGUCGUCUACGCCCUUACCCUGGCCCCGGUCUGCUGGAUCUACGCCGCUGAAGUCUGGUCCCUCGGAACCCGCGCCACGGGCAUGUCCAUGGCCGCCAUGAGCAACUGGGUCUUCAACUUUGCGCUGGGCAUGUUCACUCCCCCUGCGUUUGUCAACAUCACCUGGAAGCUGUUCAUCAUCUUUGGUGUGCUGUGCGUCACAGCCGCCGCCUGGUUCUGGGUCUUUUACCCGGAGACGUGCGGUAAGACGCUCGAGGAGAUCGAGAUCUUGUUUGGCGAUGAUGGACCGAAGCCCUGGAAGACCAAGAAGGGCGAGUCGAGACUUGCGGCGGAGAUUGAGGCUGUUAAGGCAAGGAAGACGGUGGAGAAUGAGAUUGAGGUGCAUGAGCAUAAGGCUGGUGAUGAGAAGGUUUAA